AUGGAACAUGUUAAUGAUUAUAACUGGAUAGGACUUCCAAGAUACAGUAGCGAAUAUAAAGAAGGGAUAAAAGCAUUUGUGGAAAAGGCAUUUGUAGGUGAUUCAGAUGCCCCUCAUAUUGAGAGUUCCGAUUCCGAACAUUCAUUUAUAGAUUCUGAUGAUGAAUGUGGUGAAACUGAUGAGGACAGUCUACAUGAAUUUGGUACUGCAGGGGAAUCUCUAUAUCCCAAAGUUCCCGCCCCUAGAGUAGCUGUCACUCCUAGUGGUGAUAAAGUCUGGAUUCCAUCUUGCGACGAUGUAUAUAAACCACGCACAAACCAGCACUUUCAAACACUAGAAGAUGCCUUUAUAUUUUAUCGGGAAUAUGGGCGGCAAGGUGGAUUUGAUGUUCGUAAGUCCGGACAAAAAUCCAAUAGAAGUGGUAAUGUGGUGUCCAAGAAAAUUAUGUGUAACUGCGGUGGUACUCCUGAUCCUGGCAAAUCAAAACUUAAAGAUGACAUGGCUGCAGAGAGUUCGCAAGUUAGAAAAACCACGUCCCGUAGAUGUGAGUGUGAAGCUCACAUCGUUUUGAAAGCUGCAGGAUUAAGGGGUUUUGUUAUUAUGAGUUUUGUGGAAGAUCAUAAUCAUCCUUUAGCAGUUGGAGCGGAAAAUAUGUUUUUGAGAUGUAAUCGUAAAGUAUCCAAGAGUCAGCAAAAUUUUAUUAUGGAUUGUUCUCGAGCGAAGAUUGGUGCAACACGAGCUUAUAAUUUAGCCAAGGAGAUGGUUGGCUCAUACGAGAACGUUGGUGCUACAGUUUCGGACUUCAAGAAUUUUGCACGAGAUGUAAAACUAGGAAUUGGAGAGAAUGAUGCUAGUUUGAUUAUCGACAAAUUUAAACUAAGAAGGAAGUUAUCCAAAGAUAAAUUUUAUUAUGACUACAAGACGGAUCGAGAAGGGCAUUUGACAGGAUUGUUUUGGACGGAUGCAAUAAGCCAAGCUAAUUAUGAGAUAUUCGGCGACAUUGUUUCAUUUGAUCCUACGUUCCGCACGAACAAAUAUAACAUGGUUUUUGUGCCAUUUACCGGGGUCGACAAUCACUGGAAAAAUGUCACCUUUGGAGCCUCUCUAAUUGCAAAGGAGGAUUACAAGAACUUCAAAUGGUUGAUUAAUACGUUUAAGCGUGCAAUGGGUCAUGCACCCACAUGUGCCAUUACAGACCAAUGUCCUGCGAUUAAGAAGGCGCUGCAGAUAAGCUGGCCUCAUACAAAGCACAGAUUGUGUAUGUGGCAUAUCAUGAACAAACUACCUUCAAAGCUUGGCCCUAGACGUGCUACGGAUAAAGUUUUUAUGUCCAAAUUGAAGUCUGUUGUUUAUUCGGACCAGUCUUCUCCUUUAGAAUUUGAAGAAGGAUGGAGCUCAGUUAUAUCAGAGUAUAAAUGGCAAGAUAACAAAUGGAUGUCUGAUAUGUUUAGAAGGCGGAAGAGUUGGAUUCCCGCAUACUUUUCAGACAUUGAUAUGGCAGGCUUGUUACGCACCACGUCGAGGUAUGAAAGCUCUAAUUCCUUUUUCCAACACUUUCAUGAGCGUGGAGACACCCUGGUUGAGUUUUAUUCUAGCUUUGAGAGUGCCAUGGACAAACAAAGAAUCCGUACAGUAGAAGAUGACAAGAAUUCACGCAAGACACCAAGGAUGGAGACUCCAUUACGGAUUGAAAAAGAUGCUGCACGUGUGUACACGUUGGCUCUCUACUACCGUGUUAGGGAAGAAAUAAAAAAUGCUUGUUUUCAUACAAGCAUGCCAGAGAUCACACAAACCGAUGAUUCACGGGUUUUUAUGUGCAAAGAUGAAAUACUCAAUGGCAAAAUAUUUCAGGUAUCUGUCAAGCGGAGUACUAAUGAUGUCGAGUGUAGUUGUAAGUUUUUUAACCGAUAUGGAUAUUUGUGCUGUCAUGCCUUUGCGGCACUGCAGCAAUGUGGCAUUCAUACCAUCCCACGUCAAUUCAUAAAAGCCAGGUGGACAAAAGAUGCAUUGAAAAAUCAUACCUCCAUAGGCUCGCUUGAAACUCCAUCAAAUUGUGACAAGCCUGAACGGACAAAAAUCAAGCUUACCAGAGCAUGGUUCGAGUUCGAGAGCUGUUUAGACUUGGUUGGCGACGACGAGGACAAGUUGGAUAUGGUGAGGUUACUGUUGCGAGAUAUGGAAUCAAAGUUGCAGAAUGAUUCUGAACAGGACGGCGAACCAGGUCAGGCACACCGUGCUGAUGCAUUUAUAGGUCCUUUACCCCUUAAUGAGGAAGGCCUUCGGAAUCCCAAUAUCAGCAAGAACAAAGGUUCUGGCUCGCGCAUUAAAAGUACUCGAGAGAUUUUUAUUCAGUCUAAGGGACAACGUACAUGCAGCAUUUGUAAUAAAACCGAAGGACACAAUGCGCGCACGUGCCCCACUCUAAAGAAAUAG
Messenger RNA from Daucus carota subsp. sativus, 2433 nucleotides. Its product is annotated as protein FAR1-RELATED SEQUENCE 5-like. Gene Ontology annotation, molecular function: zinc ion binding. The transcript is spliced from 5 exons. The coding region runs from base 1 to 2433 and encodes 810 amino acids. Lineage: Eukaryota; Viridiplantae; Streptophyta; Magnoliopsida; Apiales; Apiaceae. The record is from RefSeq and is a predicted model, not a curated record. Gene Ontology annotation, biological process: regulation of DNA-templated transcription.